UGGAGAUGGAGAUGGAGAUGGAGAUGGGACAGCCCCCACACCCUCCCUCCUCCUCCUCCACCUCCUCCUCCUCUCUGUAUAAAAUGGCCAAUCCACCAGCUUUUCCCAGACAGCCACAGAGAGGGAAAAAAGGGGCAAGUGAGUUGCGCACUGCAACCUCUCUGCACCACCCACGUCCUUGUUAGCUGUAGCGUUCCGUCUCUGCUUUCUUCCACCUCUUUGCUUGACCUACACUGACUGCCGCAGCUCAUCGGCUCCUCUGGCUCUUCGAUCCCGACAUGGGGUUCCCGGUUGGCUACUCUGAGCUCCCGAAGCUCCUCCUCCACCUGCUCUUCCUCUUCGCCCACCUGAGAAGGCUCAUCAACUGGGUCUUCCACUGCCUCGGCCUCGGCGCCCUGCUGGAGUCCGAAGCGCAGUGGCAUGACACGGACGCCCACGCCCAUUACCACCAGACGGGCGUUUGCUCGCUCCCGGCCGAGCUGAUCCAGGAGAGCUCGCCGGCGAUCCGGUUCCAGGAGCUGGUCACCGCGCAGCGCGGCCAUCGCUGCUUGCCGGAGAGCUGCGCGGUGUGCCUCUACGAGUUCGAGGGCGCCGACGAGGUCCGGCGGAUGGGAAACUGCCGCCACGUCUUCCACCGGCACUGCGUCGACCGGUGGCUGCAGCACGGGCAGUGCACCUGCCCUCUGUGCCGAGCGCCGCUUGUCCCCGGGGAGCUGCACGCCGACGGCUCUUUGUCUUACGACGAGGGACACCUGUGCUCCUUCCCGCUGCCGCCGGCGGUGUCUGCGCUGCGUCCCCUUCGGUUGCCUGCUUCCUAGCGAUAGAGAUCGGCGAGCGAGCAAGCAGUGUACAGAGGUGAUGGAAGCUGUGCAAAGCACAAAAGUCGGAUGCAAUAAGACAGGGAAGAAGACCAUCAAUCAUAGUGUGGGUUGGUUCUUCUCCUUGUACAGUCUUGGUUGGGAAUGAGGCUUGGGAGAGCGUGAAAUGAAGCUUUCUUGAGGGUACUCUUGAGUGUUCCAAAGGAGUUUGGAGCUUGAGAGAGAGAGAGAGAGAGAGAGAGAGAGAGAGAAGGGUCUGCAACCUGUUCACUGCAGCACUUCCUUGGUUGGAUUGGAGGCUUGAGAGAAGAAGGAUCAAAAUCCUACUGGUGUGGGUUGAUUUUGAUGUGUAAUAUCUGCUCCCUUUCUUCUGACUUGAAUUACCAGCAAAAUUUUUUGUUGCUGGUUGCUUGUAAGGGUUGUAACUUUGGAUUGAAUGAGACUGAGAAACUUCUGCUUGGUUUUA
Molecule: messenger RNA, 1284 nt
Organism: Musa acuminata subsp. malaccensis (wild Malaysian banana)
Lineage: Eukaryota; Viridiplantae; Streptophyta; Magnoliopsida; Zingiberales; Musaceae
Product: brassinosteroid-responsive RING protein 1-like
Source: RefSeq, a predicted model, not a curated record